GAUGACGCGAACAUACCCUAUCUCCUCCCGAAAAGCUACGAGAAUCUAAAGGUUCCCCGUGUGUUCAAAAAUCCAGCGUUCAGCUAUAACGUUGACAUUCAGCAUUUCAUCUAUAUUGAAAACCAGUUCUUUGUCUCAAUGAUCGAUUCGAACGAUGUGCUUAAUGAGAUCUGUAAAGUUAUUCCCAAUCCACACGAUUACAUCUCUGUGUGUUCUCUACGAGGAAAUGACAUCCUGUGUGGGAAACUGGUUUCUGAGCUGAUAUACGUCCAUUGCAAGCUGCUUAUAGUCGACGACGAACAU
Ostertagia ostertagi is the source of this 303-nucleotide messenger RNA. The record is from the annotation of a GenBank genome assembly. NCBI's taxonomy places the organism in Eukaryota, Metazoa, Nematoda, Chromadorea, Rhabditida, Trichostrongylidae.